AUGCCUGCUCCAGGCGUGCCGUUCCAACCUUAUGCCGACGUCCACGAGGACCCGCAAGGGGCCGGUGACGGUCGCCCGACUGCUCUGCAAGUGACCAAGGACUGCGGCAUGAUGGGUAAGCUUGCAGGCAAGGUGGCAGUCAUUACGGGCGCUUCAGCCGGUAUUGGCAUCGAAACGGCACGAGCACUUUAUGAGGCUGGAGCAGAGCUAAUCCUCCCCGCUCGCGGCCCUGAAAAGAUUCGAAAGGUCAUAGACGACAUCCAAGCGAAUGCUCAGUACAACAAAUCAGGAUUACGUCCAGAAGCUGUUGAGAUGGAUCUUAGCUCCCUCGAAAGCGUUCGCAAUGGCGCAGAAGCCAUUAAGGCUAAGACUGACAAGGUCAACAUCCUGAUCUUGAAUGCUGGCAUUAUGGCAGUACCAUACGGCAAGACAGCAGAUGGCUUCGAAACGCACAUGGGCGUCAACCAUUUCGCCGAGUUCCUGCUUUUCCAGGAGCUCAAGGCUCAGCUCGCCAAAGCCGCCAAAGACUCUGGUACUUGCUCUCGCGUGAUCGUUGUCUCAUCGGCCGGACACCGCAACAGCGGGAUAAGAUUCGAUGAUAUGCACUGGGACAAGGACCCUAGCAGCUACAAUGCCUUUCUCGGAUACGGCCAGUCGAAGACUGCGAAUGUAUACCUAGCCAAUAGCAUCACGCGCCACUGUGCGGCCCAAAACAUACUGGCCUGGUCCGUCCACCCAGGUGCCAUUCUUACAACAGAGCUCACGCGGCACAUGACGCCUCAGCAGUGGGAGAGCUUCGGUGAUCUUUCCGUCUUUCGACCUAUCGCGAAAAGUAUGGAGCAGGGAGCCGCAACGCAAGUUUGGGCUGCGGUGGCGCCGUACUUCGAAAAGCAGAAUGGCGGACGGUACUUGGCUGACGUGGGUGAGUCCGGUCCGCAAACGCCCGACACGAGUCGAGGCGGCCCUGAGUACGCGCCACAUGCCUACAAUGAAGAGGCCGAGGAGCGUCUGUGGGCCCUUAGCUACGACGCGGUUGGUUUGACGAAGGAUUACUAG
Molecule: messenger RNA, 1056 nt
Organism: Baudoinia panamericana UAMH 10762
Lineage: Eukaryota; Fungi; Ascomycota; Dothideomycetes; Mycosphaerellales; Teratosphaeriaceae
Exons: 1
Coding region: 1-1056 (351 amino acids)
Source: RefSeq, a predicted model, not a curated record